AUGAGAGAAUUCAGGGUAUCACCAAGUGCAGACAUGUACGGGUUCAUCAACAGCUGCCUGCAGUCUCUGGUGAUGGAGAGGUUUGGCCAAGAGACCUGGGACAAGCUGAGCUCUCUACCAGGGGUCCAGGAUACCUUCAUGACAUAUACGGUUUAUGAUGAUAUCCUUACUGUGAGCCUGGUGGAGGAGGCCUGUUCACUGCUGGAUGUUUCCGCCGAUGCCUUUCUUAAACUAUUUGGAGAACAUUUCUUUAGUUUCUGCAAGCAAGCCGGCUAUGACACCAUGCUGAGGACACUGGGAGGGAAUCUAGUUGAAUUCAUUGGAAAUCUGGACGCGCUCCAUAGUUACCUGGCUCUGUCCUAUCAGGAAAUGAACGCGCCAUCUUUCCGAGUGGAGAUGACAGAUGACGGAAAGAUGCUCCUUCAUUACUAUUCUGACAGGAAGGGCCUGCACCAUAUUGUACCCGGAAUCAUGGAGGCGGUUGCCAGUGAGUUUUUUGACAGCAAAGUGACCAUGGUGGUUCUGAACCAAUCAGAGGAAGACGAGCGGACAGGGAAGACGGAGCAUGUUGUGUUUCUGGUCAAACAGACCAAACAAGCAUGCAAGACUCUAGACCAGGACCACUUCAGUCACAGAGGGGUUGGUAGCGACAGGUGUACGUGCAUGGCCUGUUUCUAUAUUUGUACUGUACAUGUGCUUUGUGUGAUUUUUCCCUAGGAGGUGUUUUUCAGAAGAAUGAGGGACAGGUGCGUGUCACUGGCUGGGACAAAGAGCGGCUGGGACCUGAUCAGAGCUGUGGUUCUCUCAGAAAAAGGUAGCACCUUCAGUCCAUGUUACCCAGACAAGCUGUGGAUGGAGGAGAAAGCUUUCUGUGAUGCUUUUCCCUUCCAUAUUAUCUUUGAUGAAGACCUGAAGGUAAAGCAGACAGGGGUGAACAUACAGAAGUUUGUCCCUGGUCUUCAGGCCAAAGAUGCUACACUGGACCAAUACUUCACCAUUGUUCACCCACAGGUGACCUUUACCAUUGAGAGCAUCAGGAAAUUCAUCAACAGCCAAUUUGUCUUGAAGAACUACAAAGACAAACACUCUGCGCUCAAGCUGAGAGGUCAGAUGUUGUGGAUGGAUUCUCUUGGAUGUAUGUUGUACCUGUGUUCUCCGAAGCUACGGAGCCUCCAGGAGCUUCAAGAUGUCGGCCUCCACCUGGCUGACCUGGCCCAGCACGACGUCACCAGGGACCUGGUUCUCCUCAACCAGCAACGUCUGGCGGAGAUGGAGCUGACCAACCAGCUGGAGAGGAAAAAAGAGGAGCUGAGAGUCCUGUCGAGGCACCUGGAGGCGGAAAAAGAGAAGACAGAGACUCUGCUGUACGCCAUGCUUCCACGUCACAUAGCCAAUCAGCUUAAAGACGGGAAGAGCGUGAAGGCAGGAGAGUUUGAGGUGUGCACUAUUUUGUUCAGCGAUGUGGUGACCUUCACAAACAUCUGUGCUGCCUGUGAGCCCAUCGACAUUGUUCACAUGCUCAACUCCAUGUACUCCAAGUUCGACCGACUCACCAACAUACAUGACAUCUACAAGGUUGAGACUAUUGGCGAUGCGUACAUGGUGGUGGGUGGCGUUCCAGUCCCGACAGAGACCCAUGCUCACAGGGUGGCAAACUUCGCCUUGGGGAUGAGGAUAGCCGCCAGGGAGGUCACCAACCCUGUAACAGGCAAACCCAUACAGAUCCGUGUGGGACUCCAUACCGGCCCAGUGUUAGCUGGGGUGGUGGGGGAAAAGAUGCCGCGCUACUGUCUGUUUGGAGACACUGUUAACACUGCCUCCAGGAUGGAGAGUCACGGACUACCUGACCACAUUCACCUCAGCACAUCCACAUAUGGUGAGCUGAAGGAUGCAGGGUUCGACAUACAAGAGCGUGGGCAGAUUGAGGUGAAGGGCAAAGGCCAGAUGACUACUUACUUCCUGCUGGGAAACCCGUUGGUGUCAGAGGACAGCAUCAUGGGAAGAGAGGAUGGAAAGACCUGCCUUUACAGGGAGGACCUUCAUGACCUGAGCAAAAAAGAGUCUGACAAAGAGCCUGAAGUGAGAAGUGAGACUGAGCAGAGAGAGACGCCCUCAGAUGGAAUGAAUGCCCGGGACCCAGUUACCCCCUUUGCCUGGGACAUCACCCCGCCUUAUGAGACCAAGGUCAGUGAACCCCAAGGAACAGGUGUGAACAUGCGCGUGCUCGCUUACGGAGUACGGCAGAACGAGGAGGUGAUUGGCGGGCGACACCAGAUGCAGAAGCUGAUUGGCUCCAGCCAGAUGACCAGCUGA
Molecule: messenger RNA, 2313 nt
Organism: Toxotes jaculatrix (banded archerfish)
Lineage: Eukaryota; Metazoa; Chordata; Actinopteri; Toxotidae
Gene: gucy1b2
Product: guanylate cyclase 1, soluble, beta 2
Exons: 19
Biological process (GO): cGMP biosynthetic process; response to oxygen levels
Cellular component (GO): guanylate cyclase complex, soluble
Molecular function (GO): guanylate cyclase activity; heme binding
Source: RefSeq, a predicted model, not a curated record